This is a messenger RNA of Nicotiana tabacum (common tobacco), 540 nucleotides long. NCBI's taxonomy places the organism in Eukaryota, Viridiplantae, Streptophyta, Magnoliopsida, Solanales, Solanaceae. The record is from RefSeq and is a predicted model, not a curated record.
AUGUCUCGUAAGUUCGACUUUCAAGACUUGGCAACGGUGACACUGACUCAGACAUGUAGUGAUGUCAUGACAAGACUUAUAGCUGAGAAGCUAUUCGACCCAGGGAGUUUCACAAUUCUGUGCACAAUAGGCAGCUAUGCUUUUGAUAAAGCAUUGUGUGACUUAGGGGCGAGCAUAAACUUGAUGCCCUUGUCUAUGUAUAAAAGGUUAGGCAUUGGAAGGGCAAGACCUACAUCCAUGUUACUACAACUAGCCGACCGAUCGAUGGAGAGACCAUUAGGUAUACUUGAUGAAAUACUUGUGCAGGUUGGAAAGUUAGUGUUUCUUGCAUAUUUUGUCAUUCUGGACUGCCAGGAGGAAGAAGAUGAGGAACUGAAUGAAAAAGAUCCUCUAGCAGCAUGCCUCAUAAACUUAGAAGAGGUAGAUGAUGAGGACUUGGCAGAGAGGGUUUUGGCCCUUGAAGGCCAAGGGGUAGCUUUUGAGGAAUUGAUGAAGAGGCUGGUAAAUGCACCAAUCAUAAUGGCACCUGACUGGGAAUAA